Molecule: messenger RNA, 2238 nt
Organism: Macroventuria anomochaeta
Lineage: Eukaryota; Fungi; Ascomycota; Dothideomycetes; Pleosporales; Didymellaceae
Exons: 2
Coding region: 1-2238 (745 amino acids)
Source: RefSeq, a predicted model, not a curated record
AUGGUUGCCAGUAGCAAUUGGUUUCCUAUCUUGAUGAUGCUACUUGGCAGCAUCUUGUUCGCUAACGCUUCGUCCCCGCGUUGCGUCCCUGCUUCUUUCGUUUCAUCGACCAUUGCUUACGUUUCGGUCAAUGCUACGGCUACUCCAGUCUCGGUCUCUACGCCAACUUCUUCUACUGGCAGUCAUCCUGACAGACAUGAGGUCGCACCCUGGUGUCAGUUCGCGCAGGGUCAAUCCUACAAGGGCUAUGUCAUGCACUGUGGCCUAGACUUCUGUCUCGGUGAUCUCUCCAAUAAGCGGGUUAAAGAUUUCGACAAGUGUGUGGGCCUUUGCAAUGUCACUUCCGGCUGCUCGGCCAUGUCUUACCAGGCCGAAUCUGAUGAUGGCCUCAACGGAAUGUGCUGGUUGAAGGAUAACAUCGCCAGCUUUCAACGGGCAAACAGGUGGAUCCUAGGCAUGCACAGAGUCGACGUGCCGUACACUCUUCCCAGCUGGUUCCAUCCACCGGGCAGGGCCUCAUCUAUGGUUGCGCCUUCUUCUCCGGUCUGGACCCCAUCGGCGAGCAAUUCACCCAAGAGUGUGUCCGUCACGACUCACUCAUCUACGGUCACUUCGUUCUCCAAGCCUUCGCCUGCUGCUUCGUCGAAUGUCGCGCUUUCUUCUCCGGCCAGCAAGUUGUCUUCGACAACUCCAGUCGUCAAGACCUCGUCGUACAACAGUGUCUCAUCAGCCACGACCCGUUCGCCGUUGGUUACUUCGUCUAGUAAACCUUCGUUCACUGCCGACCAGGGCGCGUCAGGCGGUAGUACCUCGAUUGGCCCCCCGUUCUGGUUCAGCUCUGCGCACCCGUGCUAUCCCACUGACUGUUCGUUCCCAGUGACUAGGUCGUACCCCUCGCUGUCAAUUUCUUGGGUUCAGCAGUCGUCGAAAGUCGCGCCGUUGAGCAGUAAGGUCACGCUUACCAAGUCGGUUGUCACGACCAAGGUCUUCACUAGUAGCAAGGCCUCGGUUACCAAGUCGUUCUUCAAGACUAGUGCAUCUACGUCUACUCGGUACUCGAAGCCAUCUAGGACUGGAACUUCUGUUUAUGGGAGGCCUUCAUCAACAUCAUCUGCUUACUCGUCGCCUCCUGUGGUCUCUUCUGGAUAUGUUCCGCUCUCUUCUAGUCGUCUGACUAGCAGUGUCCACCGCCCUUCGAGCUCAAGCAAGGGUUACGUUGUGUCUUCGUCGGUGUUCUCGGUCUACUUGCAGCCGUCUACCAAGGCCUCAUCUCGGCUGUCUUCGCACUCUUCCGGUCGCUCGAGUAGCACGGCUACACGCUCCUCAAGCUCUAGUAAGGAUUAUGCUGUGUCUACAGUAUCACAGACCACCGUAACAACGAGGAUAUUGGUUUCUGGAACGACGACAUCUACAGUGUACAAGCCUGUCCCUACCUGGUCUUCAACGACUCCUGUCGUCUCAUCUGCUACGACGACGUCUACGGUCUACAAACCUGUGACCAGCAAGUCUUCAGUGACUUCCAUCAGGUCUUCUGGUAUUUUGAGUCAUUCGACGACGUUCACUUCGUACACUGUCGUCAUUCCCACACGGAGUUCCACUGUCAUGGCACCGAGCUCUGCUCAGAUCUGGACGACCCCUGUUCCCACACGGCCGUUCACUACCACAGUAUCGAGCUCUGCCUGGAUCAUGACAGUCCCUGUUCCUAUCAGGGAAUCUUCAGUGGUGUCUAUGAUCUCUGUGACAGAUCAUACUCCAAGUGCUGAGACGACGGCGACUUCCCUCACGGUCUCGAAGGCGUAUGUUACUGUCUCGUCGUCGCAAGGGUAUGGCUACACGGUCGUGACUUCCGCUACUGGUUCUAGGCUUGCUAGUUCAGGUCAUGUUGGUUCUUCUUCUGUGGCCAGCAGCCACUCUGCUGUUCCCUUCCCUUCGGCAAGUGGGAGCUUGACCCCCAUCACGAGCUCAAUGGUUCACGUUACUGCGUCCUCGUCUUGGAACACUGGUGCCCAUUCAUCUUCGGACAUAACUUCAUCACCAAUUCCUACCAGCUUCGUGACCCCCUCGAUCUCGGGCUCACACAUACCUAUCACGAAGUCGGUGACGGCGGUUGGCUCUUUUAAAGCCACUCCCAACCCAUCGAGCGAAAGCUCAGGUAGUUCACGUUUGAUCUUCAGCUCGUCUUUCGGGAUAACUGUCGUAUUCGCAUUCUUACUCCUCAUGCCCUUCGCGGUAUGGUGA